CAAAAGAGGCGCGCUGUUGGUGAUUCCGGAAGAAACAGGAGUGCGGCGUGAACAUGGGGAAGCAAAAGAAAACAAGGAAGUAUGCGACCAUGAAGAGAAUGCUUAGUCUGAGAGAUCAGAGGCUUAAAGAAAAGGAUAGAUUAAAGCCAAAAAAGAAAGAAAAGAAAGACCCCAGUGCACUCAAGGAAAGAGAAGUCACCCAACACCCUUCCUGCUUAUUCUUCCAAUAUAACACACAACUGGGCCCACCAUACCACAUCCUGGUUGAUACCAACUUUAUCAACUUUUCCAUUAAAGCCAAAUUGGACUUAGUGCAGUCUAUGAUGGACUGUUUAUAUGCCAAGUGUAUCCCUUGUAUAACUGACUGUGUAAUGGCUGAAAUUGAGAAAUUGGGACAGAAGUAUCGAGUGGCUCUCAGGAUCGCCAAAGAUCCAAGAUUUGAGCGAUUACCAUGUACACACAAAGGAACCUAUGCAGAUGACUGCUUAGUACAGAGAGUAACUCAGCAUAAAUGCUACAUUGUGGCCACCGUUGACCGGGACCUUAAGCGAAGAAUCCGGAAGAUUCCUGGAGUUCCUAUCAUGUAUAUUUCUAAUCAUAGAUACAACAUUGAGCGGAUGCCAGAUGAUUAUGGAGCCCCUCGGUUCUAAUUCAUACAUGAGCAAGUCCUCUGCUUCCUUUAACCAACUUUCUCUGUCAUCAGUUCAUUGAACAUGCUGUAGCAUGAGUUGUUAUUCUACUCUCCAUUUGCUCUAUUAUGAGCUGAGUAUAGUUAAAUACACUCACUUUUUGAUGUUUUGAAAAUAUUUUUGGGGAAAAUGGUAUUUGGUAUCAUUUAAAAAAUUGCCACAUAUUUUUAUAAAUCGGGAUUGCUCACAUAAGUUGACUGUCAUUUUUUUUUUUUUUAAUAGAGGCAUGUUUA
Messenger RNA from Talpa occidentalis (Iberian mole), 922 nucleotides. It is a transcript of the gene FCF1, whose product is annotated as FCF1 rRNA-processing protein. Gene Ontology annotation, cellular component: nucleolus; small-subunit processome. Lineage: Eukaryota; Metazoa; Chordata; Mammalia; Eulipotyphla; Talpidae. The record is from RefSeq and is a predicted model, not a curated record. The coding region runs from base 54 to 650 and encodes 198 amino acids. The transcript is spliced from 8 exons.